AUUAUGCUUAGAGCCAAAGUCUCUUCACACCUAAUUACCCGCCAAAUCAUUUUUGAAAAAAGCCACACACACCUCAAUCCCCACAACCCAAAUCAAUACCCCUCUCUCUCCCAAAAGCUCUUAUACCUCCUGAAACAAUGUGUAUCCACCAAAGAGUUGAAACAAAUUCACACCCAAAUGCUCAUAAACUCCAUACAUAAACCCAACUUCCUCCUCCCCAAAAUCAUUGACCUCAAAGACUUCUCCUAUGCCUCCAUGCUCUUCUCCCACAUCCCGGAACCCAACGACUACGCUUUCAACGUCAUGAUCCGUGGCCUUACCACCACAUGGCAUAAAUACCAACUUUCUCUGGAAUUCUAUUACCAAAUGAAGUCUUUGUGUCUGAUGCCCAAUAAUUUUACGUACCCUUUCGUGUUCAUUGCGUGCGCGAAUUUGGUUGAGUUGAAUCAUGGGCGUGCAGCCCAUUCGUCGGUGUUUAAGACUGGAUUGGAUAAGGAUGGACAUGUGACUCACUCUUUGAUUACCAUGUAUGCUAGGUGUGGUAAAUUGGGUUUUGCACGGAAGGUGUUUGAUGAAAUUUAUCAAAGGGACUUGGUUUCGUGGAAUUCGAUGAUUUCCGGGUAUUCCAAAAUGGGGUAUGCGGGUGAUGCUGUGCGGUUGUUUCGAGAAAUGAGGGAUUCGGGGUUUGAGCCUGAUGAAAUGAGCUUGGUGAGCAUUCUUGGAGCGUGCGGGGACCUGGGUGAUUUGAGUUUGGGGAGGUGGGUGGAGAGUUUUGUUGUUGAGAAUAAGUUGGAGCUGAAUUCAUAUGUUGGGUCUGCAUUGAUUGGUAUGUAUGGAAAGUGUGGUGAUUUGUCCUCGGCGAGGAGGGUCUUUGAUAGUAUGAAGAAAAAGGAUCGAGUCACCUGGAAUGCCAUGAUAACAGGGUAUGCUCAAAAUGGAAUGUCCGAUGAAGCAAUGGUGCUUUUUGAUGACAUGAAAGAGAGAGGUGUUAAUCCUGAUGAAAUUACUUUGGUUGGAAUGUUGUCUGCAUGUGCCUCGAUCGGUGCCCUAGAUUUGGGGAGAUGGAUUGACAAAUAUGCAUCCGAAAGGGGCAUACAACAGGACAUUUAUGUUGGCACUGCAUUAAUUGACAUGUAUGCUAAGUGUGGGAGUUUAGCCAAUGCACUAAGAGUUUUUGAAGACAUGCCCCAGAAAAAUGAGGUCUCGUGGAAUGCCAUGAUAUCUGCCCUUGCUUUCCAUGGGAGAGCACAUGAAGCAAUAUCCCUAUUCAAGAGCAUGACAGAAGGUGCUGGGGCUACUCGGCCAAAUGACAUCACAUUUGUGGGAGUGCUUUCUGCAUGUGUACAUGUUGGAUUAGUGGAUGAGGGCCGUCAAUUGUUUAAUUUGAUGAGCUCGUCAUUUGGUCUUGUCCCGAAAGUAGAGCAUUACUCUUGCCUGGUUGACCUUUUGUCACGUGCAGGACUUGUACAUGAAGCUUGGGACUUCAUUAAGAAAAUGCCUGAAAAACCAGAUGAAGUCGUACUGGGGGCAUUGCUUGGCGCCUGUAAGAAAUGUAAAAAUGUAGAUGUCACUAAGCAGGUAGUGCAGCUGCUUCUCGAAUUAGAGCCUUCAAACUCUGGAAACUAUGUUAUCUCAUCAAAGAUAUAUGCGAAUUUAAAAAUGUGGGAUGAGUCAGCAAAGAUGAGAGUGUUGAUGAAACAGAGGGGUGUCAGCAAGACUCCUGGUUGUAGCUGGAUUGGGAAUGAGCAUCAACUUCAUGAGUUUCACUCGGGUGAUGGCUCAAUAGAAAUUCUUCAUUUACUUAAGUUAUUAUAUGAGGAUCUGAAGAAUGAAGGUUACAUUCCAAACAUUAAUUCUGUCUAGAGAAACACGGUUCAAACACUUUCUAUGCAUCUGGAUCUUCUCAACCAAACGACAAGGUUAAAAUAUGAGUUGCCCGCCAGGUUGGUGAAUUCAAGCAACGUUUAUCUGUCUUCUGGAAAUUUUAGCGACAUUUUUAAGCUUAGACAUACGGAGAAAUGGAUAUGCUUACUGCAGCUAUGGAAGAUGGAAUGAGACAGGCAAUGCGGCAUUGCAUUUAAAGCUCUAAAGGUUACGUUUCCAGAAUCGUUAUUCUUCCCUCACAUAUACUGUAGUUUAAUAGGCCAUGACUGACCUAAAAUGAUGGUUGGUCGCAGAAAUCAGCAAUUGGUUGACUAGGAUUUACAGGUCACUGCCCUGCAGCAUUUGUACAGAGCUCUCUAAACAGAUGUAAUGCAUGAUUAAAUUUCGUAUUCUCAUUAAAUAGAAGAGGCACAAGGGAAUCUUUCGAGUUUUGACGAAGCUAGCGCGGAUUGACACGAUCAAAACCCUAAGCUUCGUCCUUUGAAUCGUAGUCAUGGAGGCAGAUGUCGACUGCUUGAACUUAGAACCGCACUACAUUUGCACCUGGGUUCUCUUUUUGCAUUUACUUACCUAUUCUUUCUGUAUUUUCAACCCUUGAUUUACACUACAUUGAUUCAUAUUAUCAACCCUUGAUUA
Messenger RNA from Prunus avium (sweet cherry), 2520 nucleotides. RefSeq names its product Pentatricopeptide repeat (PPR-like) superfamily protein. Gene Ontology annotation, biological process: RNA modification. Gene Ontology annotation, cellular component: intracellular membrane-bounded organelle. Gene Ontology annotation, molecular function: RNA binding; protein binding. The record is from RefSeq and is a predicted model, not a curated record. NCBI's taxonomy places the organism in Eukaryota, Viridiplantae, Streptophyta, Magnoliopsida, Rosales, Rosaceae.